Messenger RNA from Musa acuminata subsp. malaccensis (wild Malaysian banana), 1340 nucleotides. Its product is annotated as uridylate kinase PUMPKIN, chloroplastic. Gene Ontology annotation, cellular component: cytoplasm. The record is from RefSeq and is a predicted model, not a curated record. Lineage: Eukaryota; Viridiplantae; Streptophyta; Magnoliopsida; Zingiberales; Musaceae. Gene Ontology annotation, molecular function: UMP kinase activity. Gene Ontology annotation, biological process: UDP biosynthetic process.
AUAUCCACCUCGAUGAUUUCUAACGGGGAAAUUCUCAGGCUACCGGCAAAUGGCCGUCUUCUCCCCUUCCCUCUCUUUAUUCCCCGGCGCCACUCUCUCCUCUUUCUCUUCAUCUUCUUCCUUUGCUCCGAGGCUUAGAGCUCCGUCGCUGAUGCUGGGCGCUCGCAGCAGGACGCCUCCUCGGUCGGUCGUUAGCUGCUCCUCCGGUUUGGCCUCGGAUUCGCCCAAUUACCCAAGGCCUCAAACAGCAACCAUGGCUCCCUUUGGCUUGCUUAGAGAUGAAGGUUCCAUGCCAAAGCCAUCAUAUAGAUGGCAAAGGGUUUUGCUUAAAGUAAGUGGAGAAGCACUUGCUGGAGACCACGCUCAAAAUAUUGAUCCAAAGAUUACAAUGUCUAUUGCAAGAGAGGUUGCUUCUGUGACUAGACUUGGUAUUGAGGUUGCUAUUGUGGUUGGUGGAGGUAAUAUCUUUCGAGGUGCCUCCUGGGCAGGCUGCAGUGGUCUUGAUCGUUCCUCUGCAGAUUAUAUUGGGAUGCUGGCAACAGUUAUGAAUGCAAUAUUCCUGCAAGCCACAAUGGAGAGCAUUGGCAUCCCUACUCGUGUCCAGACCGCAUUUCGCAUGUCAGAAGUUGCAGAGCCGUACAUUAGGAGGAGGGCUGUUAGACAUUUAGAGAAAGGGAGAGUUGUUAUAUUUGCUGCUGGAACUGGCAACCCGUUCUUCACAACUGACACUGCUGCUGCCUUACGUUGUGCAGAAAUCAAUGCAGAGGUUGUGCUUAAAGCAACGAAUGUGGAUGGCGUUUUUGAGGAUGACCCCAGGAUCAACCCAAAUGCUCGGCUUCUCGACAAUUUGACCUAUCAAGAAGUGACAUCGAAGGAUCUCUCUGUGAUGGACAUGACAGCUAUUACGUUGUGUCAAGAAAAUAAUAUUCCUGUUGUUGUGUUUAACUUGACAAAACCUGGAAACAUUGCAAAAGCCAUUGUUGGUGACAAGGUUGGCACUUUUAUUGGUGGAAGGAAUCAGCAGCAAGGAUGUGAUUGCAGCACACUAGCUCACGAGUUGAGAAUUCUCAAUGAAUUUGAAACUUGAGUUCUUUUUUUCUUCUUCUUUCUUUGGGAGGCAAUUGAUGUGAUAUGCUUCCUGCUUCACAAAAUUGCAAAUUAUGUAACUGUAGGAACUAGGAACCAUACAAGGCGCUUAUUUUCAACUUUUGUUAGAUAUGCAGAAUUGCAAGUUGAACUCUUGGCAUCAUAAGGUAGUCAAUUACUCUAAAAGUUUCUUUUGCUAUGUCAGCAUCAAACAAUGCAUGUUUGUGCUUAUCAUCCAUAUCAAAACAUGUUCU